Molecule: messenger RNA, 2837 nt
Organism: Colletotrichum navitas
Lineage: Eukaryota; Fungi; Ascomycota; Sordariomycetes; Glomerellales; Glomerellaceae
Product: root hair defective 3 GTP-binding protein
Exons: 5
Coding region: 209-2707 (832 amino acids)
Biological process (GO): endoplasmic reticulum membrane fusion
Cellular component (GO): endoplasmic reticulum
Molecular function (GO): GTPase activity; GTP binding
Source: RefSeq, a predicted model, not a curated record
AUCAAGGGUUGUGAUCUGGUCACUUCCCUAGCAGCUGCCACCUCUGAGCGCACUUUCGCCCCUGUUGCUACAUUGCACCCGACACCCCGACGGCGAAGACGAAAGACGCCGGCCCUCUUCCUUUUCUCUUUCUUAAGAACGACAAUGAGAAGAUAGCCCAACCAACUCUUGCUCUCCAUAAUCAUUUGCGUCAUCCGUUGCUGCAACCAUGAACGGCCACUUUGCUGGUGUCGGCGAAGAGCUGGAUGCCCAGAACUACGAGCAUGGCAUCCAGGUCAUUGACGAUCAGAAAGAAUUCAAUAAUAAUGUCGCAACAUAUUUACAAAAAGUGCGCGUCGCCGAGGCGGGGUUCAACUACCACCUCAUCUCCGUCUUCGGCUCUCAGUCUACCGGCAAGUCGACGCUGCUGAACAACCUCUUUGGAACCGAGUUCUCCGUCAUGUCCGAGACGAUGCGCCAGCAGACUACCAAGGGAAUUUGGAUGUCCAAGAACAAGAAGGAGGCUGGCAUGGCCGAGAACAUCCUCGUCAUGGACGUCGAGGGUACCGAUGGUCGUGAGCGCGGCGAGGACCAGGACUUUGAGAGAAAGAGCGCCCUUUUCGCCCUGGCAACCAGCGAGGUACUCAUUGUCAACCUCUGGGAGACGCAGGUCGGCCUGUACAACGGCGCCAACAUGGGUCUCCUCAAGACCGUCUUCGAGGUCAACCUGCAGCUCUUCCUCAAGGACAAGCAGUCGAGCCUGAGAUCUCUGCUGUUCUUUGUCAUCCGAGACCACCUCGGCACGACGCCCCUUGCGAACCUGCGCAACACGCUGGUGCAGGACCUUAGUAAGAUCUGGUCUUCCAUCUCCAAACCCCAGGGCCUCGAAAACUCGCGUAUCGAGGACUACUUCGACUUUGCGUUCGCCGCACUCCCCCACAAGAUCCUCCAGGCCGAUAAAUUCACAGCCGAGAUCCAGAACCUGGGGAGGAGGUUCACUGCGGGGCAUCGCACGCCUGGAUCUAGCUCCCAGGAGUUCGAGGGGGGGUGUUGCUGCCCGAAGGGCAUCUGGGAUCAGAUCGUCAACAACAAGGAUCUCGAUCUGCCGACGCAGCAGGAGUUACUCGCCCAGUUCCGUUGCGACGAGAUCUCGCGCGAGGUCCUGAUCGGUUUCGACAAUGCCAUCGUGCCUCUUGAGGAGAAGCAGUCCGAGGCUGCUCGGUCCGGAAAGCCCACCGUCCUGGCCGAUCUCGGCAACACAGGACGUGACUCUCGCCAAAAGUGCCUCAAGGCAUUCGAAGUGCAGGCCAGCAGAUAUCACAAGGGUGUCUACGCCCGCAAGCGUCAAGACCUAGAAGCCAAGAUUGACGGCCGACUCAAGACGCUUUAUAACGCACAGCUGUCCGCAGCGCACAAGUCCGGAAUCGCCUCGUUCAGCGAAGCCGUGUCUGGGGCCGUCAAGGCUGGUCAAAAGUCCGGUGCCGCUUACGAAUUUGCCGAGAUUGUGACCGAGCAGAAGAAGAAGGCGCUUGGGUCCUUCCAGAACGAGGCUGAGAGCCUUGCCAUUCCUGGCGUCGCCUGGUCCAACUUCAAGUCGCAGUUUGGGCUGUUUGAGAAGGAGUUGGACGAUGUGAGCGGUAAGCUGCGCAAGGAAGAGAUGCGCCGGUUGGCCACGAGGGUGGAGCGAUGGGUCAAGUCCCGUUUGGGCGAUGCGGUUGGCCUCGAGUUCAACAAGCUCGGCUCUGGGAGGGCUGGCUCCGGCGCCCCCGAAACGGGCGAAAAGCCCACGGAGAAGGACCUCUGGGACCGCAUCUGGACUGUUUUCGUCGACAUCGUCAAGGACGCGCAAAGUAGGUUCACCGAACGAGCUAAGAGCUUCGAGGCCACCCAGGAUGAGGUUGAGGUCGGCCUCUGGCGACUCAGACGCAAGAGCUGGGUGGCCUUGCGUGAGAAGAUUGAGGAAGAGGUCAUGGAGGGCAACAUCCUGUUGAAGCUGAGGGAAAACUUUGAGGACAAGUUCAGAUAUGACGACGCCGGCGUGCCCAGGAUAUGGAGGCCCACUGAUGAUAUUGAGGGCAUCUACACUAAGGCGCGGGAGUCUACGCUGACCCUCAUCCCCCUGUUGUCAAAGUUCAAGCUCGCCGAGAGCUACAGCCCCCCCGACCUGCCUGCGUGGAUCGGCAACCAACCGCGUGGCGUUGAGCCGAGUGACGAGGAGGACCUGACGCCGAUUGGCGGUGUCGAUGAAGAAGACGGCAAGAGUCUCGAGGAGGAGAUGACCGUCCUCAGUGAGGGCAAGCGUCAGGAUCUUGUCAUUAGGUUCAAGAAGACAGCCGACGGCGUCUACGUUGAGGCCAAGCGCAGCGCCAUCGGCGGCGUCGCCCAGGUGCCUCUGUAUUUUUACGCCCUGUUGGUGGCGCUGGGAUGGAACGAGAUUGUCGCUGUGCUACGCAAUCCGUUCCUCUUUAUUUUCCUCAUCCUGCUUGCCGGAGGAACCUACGUUGCCUACACGCUCAACAUGCUCGGUCCCAUGUACCAGAUGGCCAACGCGGCCGCUAACCAGGGCGUCGAGAUCGGCAAGCAGAAGCUGCGCGAGUUCAUUGAGAACUCGGACACUGCGCGGCAGGCGCUGGCGAUGCCCGGUCGCGACAGCGACUCCAUCAGCUUGGAUACGCUCGACAGUCGGGGCAAGAAGAAGGGAGCCGAGGACGAUGUUGAUGACAUCUAGAUUACUGUUGGUGUUGUUUUUUGUUCAUGACAGCUGAAACACGCGCUGCGGUCCAAACGCCAGACGAACGAGCUCACUGAGGGCAUGAGUAGGGAACAGAAAAGAUAUAAUGUCUAUACGUUGCACUUCC